Molecule: messenger RNA, 432 nt
Organism: Bipolaris maydis ATCC 48331
Lineage: Eukaryota; Fungi; Ascomycota; Dothideomycetes; Pleosporales; Pleosporaceae
Source: RefSeq, a predicted model, not a curated record
AUGUACUAUAGCUUAGAUGCCUGGCAUGCCGAUCAGAGAAACCUCCGAGCCAAUGCCGCAGCCCUGCAGCGCGCUCUUUGCUCUGUAUCGUUGUAUCUUCGGCAAGCCGUUGGUUCGUUCACUCUGAACCCCCGUCGUCGGGCGCUUGGGGCGCGCCAUCACCCGUUGCCUCGCUUGCAAGGGCAGGGAAGAAUGGCAAGGGAGAGCAGAGAGAGAAAAGAGGACGGGUCGUGUGGCUGUCCAAUCCCACACACAAGGGACAGAUCUCUGCCUCUCUUCGUUCGCCGUGCAUCGGGCAUCCAGAAGCGCAUGCUAGGAUCGGGCCGUUUGGGUGGUGUCCACGCAAGAGAAAGACAGAAGAAGCUGGCUAGAAGGGGAAUGCGUGAGGGUGGAUACCAGGACAUGCGCGUGCGCGUGUGUAUGUGUGGGUAG